Molecule: messenger RNA, 3019 nt
Organism: Labeo rohita (rohu)
Lineage: Eukaryota; Metazoa; Chordata; Actinopteri; Cypriniformes; Cyprinidae
Gene: rbm41
Product: RNA binding motif protein 41
Exons: 7
Coding region: 922-2232 (436 amino acids)
Biological process (GO): mRNA splicing, via spliceosome
Cellular component (GO): U12-type spliceosomal complex
Molecular function (GO): U12 snRNA binding; pre-mRNA intronic binding
Source: RefSeq, a predicted model, not a curated record
AUUAAAGUACAAUUAUCAAACUCAGAAAAAGUUGAACAACCUACUCAGUUUGAUACCGCAUAUGAAGUCUUAAAUGACUGAGGUAUGCUACUUGCAAAGCAUUAGGUGUGUUCGACUUAACGCAGCGCUGCGCAGUUCGAUCAAAUUCUGACUUGAAGCAGUGCAUGCCGGUUAGAAAUUUUGUCCGACUUGAGGCGGCGCCGACGCCUCGUGACUGUCACGUGUGGCAUCAAAGUACCGCGAUAGCAGUUCGAGAGCAGCCGACUAACUCAGCCGGCGCAGUUUCUUCAGAGCGGCUGCAGGAGCUCUGAUGACCACAUGGCUGUUUCACGAUUGGCCAGAUUCACCGCAUGACAACGAUCACGUGUGUUUUGGGUUUAUUCUAACAUCCUCAAGUCCGAUAAUGCUGACAAAUCUGCGUUUUUAGAACAAUAAAAGUGUUUUUACUGUAGUCGCAAUGUUAUAUUGAGUCAGAUCUAUCAUAAAACACGGAUAAAAGCAUAUAUGACCCCACUUUAUUAGUAUUUAAAUAGUAUAUGUUUAUGUUGAUCAUUAUUCUUGUUCAGAUGGCGCUGUAUUAAGCAGUAUAUGAAACGUGUUUCUGUUGCUCAUGAAAACACUUUUGAAAAGUCUGUGUAUUUGAUAAAUAUUGCAUUUAAUUCACUUCAUCUGUGAUAGAGCACGCAAACACCGCGAGAGCUUCACUAACGAGAGUAGAAAGUGUCCGACUUGACGCCUCCGUUUUCAACUCCGCCCCCGACUGCUCUCGGCUACUCUCGUUGAUCGCCAUCUGUAGCCGUAGAUGAAGUCGAACACACCUAUUGAGACGCUUGCCUCCUUCGAUUUAAACUACAUCUCCCAUGAGCCUUUCAGCUGAAGCUUACUUCCGGUCGAUACAGGAAGUGCGGCUAUAGUGUAAACAUGAAGCGGAUUACUCGUCAUGCCUGUAAUGAUGUGCCCAUCCCUGAAGAACAGGAAACAGAAGGCCAAAGACAGCUACACAAUCUGCUGCUACAGCAGCUAGAUACAGAUGUAAACAUUGACCGGUGUGUUGCUAAGAAGAAAUGCUUUGCUCCAGCAGCAGUAUACAAGCCUUUUGGGGAACAAGCAGCUGGUGUAAGGAGUCUGUCCCAGUUCCAGGCCUUGCAGGACGGGGAUCAGGAACUGGCCGCUUUAAGAGAGCUGGGUCUUACAGAUGCUGAAAUAGAGGUGUGGAGAUGCAGGGAUCAACCAGAAAGCUCUUGGAAGGACAGAGGGGUUUGCGUGGCACCUGAGGUGAGGAAUGAGCGCCUGCAGGCCAUCCGGAAUAAAAUGGCAGCACAUGCAGAGCUGCUGUCCCGUCCUCAGCGGUUCUCAAGCAGUCGGCCACUUUCCCGUAGGGAGAUGGAAAUCGAAAAGGCUCUUUUUCAAGGCAGUGACCGCUGCAGCUUUCUCACUGCCCUUUACCAUAGAGAGGAAGAGUCGCCAGUCAGCCAGCAGGGGGAGACAUCUGCCAACGCAAUGGACCAUUUCUAUAAAGACUUCCUUGAAGACCAGAACAAAAACAAAGAGUGUUUGCCUCAACCAAAAAUUGCCACUGAUAUUCAGUGUAAAUCACCAAUCUCUAAAACAGACCAAACACCCACAGUCCAUGAUUCCAGCCCGACCAAAGAUGAACACAAAUGCACAGAACCAAGCCCUGUGUCAGACACUGUUAGCCAACCACAGUCUCAAGAAAAAAUUGUUAUACCUAUGAAAGUGACAUUAAGCCAGUCCAUCGGCACACUAAGUGCAGCUUCUGCCCAAGGCCGUGAUGGGCCUCUCACAGUAAGUGGAAGGAUAGAAGAAAUUUCAGAUGAAGAGAUCAAGAAAAAUCGGGAGACAGAAGAGGGCAUACGGAAUAUUCCUCGAUUUAAGAGCUACCAGAGAGGAAUGCCAUCUAAUGUCCUGUGCGUGAAGAAUAUGAGUCCACGAGCAUCACUGGCUCAGAUGGUUUCUCUCUUUUCGAGGUUUCAGAAAGACGACACACAGCCCAUUCUGUACCGCUUGCUGACUGGCCGACUCAAGGGCCAAGCUUUCAUUACAUUCCCUGACGUCAAAAGUGCCCAAGCAGCUCUAGACUUGUUAAAUGGCUACAAGUUGCUUGAAAAGCCACUGAUCAUUGAGUUUGGCAGAGAGAGAAAAAAAGAAACAGAUGCACAGACUGAUGGACCCUCUGUAGAUCCCAAAACCCAUUCAAUAAAAAAGGACUAAACACCCUGCAACGAGAAAACGGUAUUUAAUAGGCAUUGAGUAUUUGUAAAUAUUUUUUGAUUAAAAAAACAUUUUAAAUGAUGAAUUUCAUGUGCUGUUUAUUUUAAAAUGAAGUCGCGCUGUCAAUCUCAGUCUGUUCUCAAAACAAGCGUCUCAUAAGAUAAAUGUAAUUCUUCGGUUCACCAACAGAUGUCACCAUUUCUCCAUUACUUAAUACAAGAAAAUGCAAAAUUUGAAGACAAAAAUGCUAUGAUUACACAUUAGUGUUCUAGAUUAUAUUCCAGGAUGAUUCUACAAUCACCAGCAGCAGCGUAAAACUGUACUCUAACUGUUAGCAUGUGUAGACGCUUUCACUUCUGGUUUUCUGAAAUGCAUACAAGGUUGUGCUAGAGGUCAAUGAACCCUACAUGUACAGGACUAUACAAAAGAGCCAAUUACAUUUCAGUGUGUUGUUUGCUACUCUCUCUUUCCCACAGUUACACAUUAAAAUGAGGUUAAAAUCAAUGCAGUCGAGUUUCAUCUGGAGUGCUUCAAGUGCCUUCACUGUAAAUCAUUUGUUUAAAUGAUAACAUCACCUCAACGUGAUAAAUUACACACAGCAUAUUGUUUAGAAUGUGUGGUUGCCAGCACAGAAUGAGGACAUUUUGGAGUUCUUAGUGAGGCAAAAAUUACUCAUUUGUAGUGUUUUUAUGUGUUUUUUCUUUAGAACAACAAAUACUUGAGUAGGAGUUACAGGGGCUGCCAUUCAAUCAUGAGCACAGCCAACCCUAAUGAUAUGCAAACUUAC